Messenger RNA from Cooperia oncophora, 315 nucleotides. NCBI's taxonomy places the organism in Eukaryota, Metazoa, Nematoda, Chromadorea, Rhabditida, Trichostrongylidae. The record is from the annotation of a GenBank genome assembly.
AUGAUCAACGGAGGUCGAGUACCAUGCCGGGUUCGAGAGAUCGUCAGUCGGCAAUACAAAGCCGUAUUUACGCCCACUCAGAGCGUCACUCAUACUAUCGAAAUGCGGUUUAACGGCGAAGAGGUGGCCGGCAGUCCAUGGCACAUUCCAGUAGAAGAUCGACCAGAAAGGAGGCACGAGUCUAAUCGGACUACAUCGUACUACUCUGAACUAUCCGGUGCCGGUCUAGUGAGAGCUCCAGUCAAUAAGAUUGCCACAUUCGAGAUCAAUGGCGAAGGCCUGGAACUCAGCGAUAUCCAGGCGAAAAUUUAUGGU